ACGGAACUCAGACGUGCCGAACGUUUCAGGCCAGCGCAGGUCCCGAAGUGCGAACAUAGGGCGUCAUGGCUGGUUUCAAAGUACACGAACUCCGCGCGAAGAGCAAGGGCGACUUGCUUGGACAGCUUAAAGAGUUGAAAACGGAACUUGCCGCUCUUCGUGUGGCAAAGGUUACCGGUGGUGCUCCAAACAAACUGUCAAAGAUUAAAGUAGUGCGAUUGUCAAUCGCUCAGGUUCUCACAGUAAUCCGCCAGAACCAGCUUAAGAACUUGCGCGAGGCGUUCGCCGGAAAGAAAUACCUUCCUCUUGACCUCAGACCCAAGAAAACUCGAGCUAUUCGACGCAGGCUCACCACUGCAGAGGUGAGUGCUAAAACAGUGAAGCUGGCGAAGAAGGAGUCCUACUUUCCAACUCGCAAGUACUCCAUCAAGACCUAAAUGCUUGGCUCCAGCGUUUUGUUGGGCACAGAGAUGCGAUUGUCUGAAGGGAUUAUAAUACAUAAGCAGAGCCUUUCUUC
Molecule: messenger RNA, 517 nt
Organism: Micromonas commoda
Lineage: Eukaryota; Viridiplantae; Chlorophyta; Mamiellophyceae; Mamiellales; Mamiellaceae
Exons: 2
Coding region: 66-437 (123 amino acids)
Biological process (GO): translation; maturation of LSU-rRNA from tricistronic rRNA transcript (SSU-rRNA, 5.8S rRNA, LSU-rRNA)
Cellular component (GO): ribosome; cytosolic large ribosomal subunit
Molecular function (GO): mRNA binding; structural constituent of ribosome
Source: RefSeq, a predicted model, not a curated record